Messenger RNA from Centropristis striata (black sea bass), 976 nucleotides. RefSeq names its product ephrin-A2-like. Lineage: Eukaryota; Metazoa; Chordata; Actinopteri; Perciformes; Serranidae. Gene Ontology annotation, biological process: osteoclast differentiation; axon guidance; ephrin receptor signaling pathway. Gene Ontology annotation, cellular component: plasma membrane. Gene Ontology annotation, molecular function: ephrin receptor binding. The record is from RefSeq and is a predicted model, not a curated record.
GCAGGACCGCACAUGGACGCAGCAGUCCCCUGCGUGCACGCGCUCCUGCCGCGGGUCUGAUCCGGUUCUGAGUGAAACCAUGAAAGUUUGGGACACUUGGUGCUCCCGGUGGCGGAUCAGGAUCAGGACCGGAGCGGGUCUCUGCGCCUCACACCAGAAGAAGAACUAACAUGGAUUAUUGUCGCCGCGCCUGCUGGGAAAUAUUCAACAGAAUGAAGCUGCUGAUCGGUCACUAUUGAUUAUUGAUCCAGAGUGAUUGAGUCCACGUCCCCCGCGGGUCUGCACGCGCUCACAGCUGCUCGGAAGAGACGCGAUGUUCGGCGGGACGCCGCGCGCCGCGACGCCGCUCAUGGCGCGCUGCGGCCGGCCGCCGCUGCUGCUGCUGCUCGGCCUGCUGCUCCGGACCUGCGCCGCAGUCACCGACGACCGGCUCAUCUCAGACCGGUACGCGGUCUACUGGAACAGCUCCAACCCCAGGUUCUUUCGGGGCGAGUACACGGUGGAGGUGGCCAUCAACGACUACCUGGACAUCUACUGUCCGCACUACGAGUGGGCGGAGGCAGCGGAGCGGAUGGAGCACUACGUUCUCUACAUGGUGAACUACGACGGCUACACCAGCUGCGACCACCACAGGAAGGGCUUCAAGCGCUGGGAGUGCAACCGCCCGCAGAGCCCCAACGGACCGCUCAAGUUCUCCGAGAAGUUCCAGCUGUUCACGCCCUUCAGCCUGGGCUUCGAGUUCAGGCCCGGACACGAGUACUACUACAUCUCGUCUCCUCAUCCUAACCUGGCUGGGAAACCGUGUCUGAAGCUGAAGAUCUACGUCAAACCCACCAACGACUCGGUGUACGAGUCCCCGGAGCCGUUCCUGACAGACGACACCACCGGCGGCUGCAGCCUCGCCCUGCCCCGCCUCUCCCUGCUGUCCGCCAUGAUGCUCGCCCUGCUCCUCCUGCUCCUCCUGGCCUCCUCAUAG